This is a messenger RNA of Annulohypoxylon maeteangense, 1488 nucleotides long. RefSeq lists its product as uncharacterized. Gene Ontology annotation, cellular component: plasma membrane. The record is from RefSeq and is a predicted model, not a curated record. Lineage: Eukaryota; Fungi; Ascomycota; Sordariomycetes; Xylariales; Hypoxylaceae. The coding region runs from base 1 to 1488 and encodes 495 amino acids. Gene Ontology annotation, biological process: adenylate cyclase-activating G protein-coupled receptor signaling pathway; cell surface receptor signaling pathway. Gene Ontology annotation, molecular function: G protein-coupled receptor activity. The transcript is spliced from 4 exons.
AUGGAUGGCGUGAUACGCACGGAUCCCGACGGUAGCGGAGAGGUUGUCGCCCCCGGCGCACUUACAAGACAACACAUCGAAACUAUCGUGGUAUUCGAAAGACUGGGGGCCGCUUUGUCCGUCACCGGGGUUCUCUUAAUCUUCAUCGCCUACGCAUUCUUUAAGCGACUCCGAUCUGUGCCGAAUACCUUCAUCGUAUUCGCAUCUUUCGCCAAUCUCGGAGCCAGCAUUGCCUGCUUGAUGGGAUACUCGGGAGUCCUAGCGGGAUCGAACAGCAACCUUUGCCAGGCUCAAGCCUUCAUGUUUGAACUAUUUAUGCAAUCAGAUCCGUGGUGGUCUUUUGCCAUGGCAGUCAAUGUAUACAUGGUAUUCUUCUUCUCCGCAAAUCCCAACAGCUUUCUCCGUUACUGGUGGGCAUAUUUCUUGGUAUGCUAUGGUAUUCCAUUCAUACCUUCUUUAUGGUUAUUAGUUGUGCGCGGUGGCGAUGGACAGAACGUAUACGGUAACGCAACGAUUUGGUGUUGGAUAGAUAAGGACUGGUCCAACUUACGAAUCUAUACAUAUUACCUUCCCAUAUGGGUCUGCAUUAUCCUCUCUACCUGCAUUUACGUUGCUGUUGGCUAUUAUGUAUUCAAACAACGUAAUCAACUACGCAAUCUGUCUCUGAGUAACCCUACUCGAGAUGUGCCGACCGCACGCGAUUCGGGAGAGAAGGCUCUAUUCGGGAACGCAGCCAUUAUGGGUAGCAUCAAUCGAGAAGUCGUACAAGUGACAACCGUUAACUCCUCAACUGCGCACCCUAUCUCCGGUCCCUCAUCAACCGCUACCACCGCCGCCCCACCAAACUGGUUCGACGGCCCCCCCGAUAACCAAUCCUACUUUGACGGGGCCACUACUCCUAUUUCCCAGCCGAACCCGUACCAAACAACCGUAACCCACAUCACUGCCGACCCGCCGCCCCAAUCCGGCCUCUGUGCCCGCAUCCGCGAGAACUUUCAGCGAUGGAGAGCUCGGUUCAACCACAUGGAUCAAGUCAAACUCGCGUACCUUCGUACAUCCUUUGUCUUCGCGAUCUCCGUAUUCGUAACCUGGACACCAAGCAGCAUCAACCGCGUGCAUGACCUGGUCUACGCUGAGACGGCUAGCUUCGCGCUCAACCUAGCCAGCGCGGUUGUGUUACCGUUGCAAGGAGUCUGGAACGCCGUGAUUUUCUUCUCGACGUCGUGGACGGCGUUGCGCGGCGAGCUAAGAUCGCGACGCGAUGCGCGAAGAGGGAUCCCGCGCGGAUUGCAUGCUGCUAAUGCGGUGCGGGAUGAGCGCGAUCGCGCGCUGGAGCUAGAGAGACGACGGACUAAUGGGAAGGGGGCUGGGGUGGGACAUCUUGAUGAUGCAGGGAGCGAGAUUAGUACCGAGAGUACUGGCGUAGGGGUUAUGGCGAAUGGAGGUGCUGUGAGGGUUAUGCGCGGAGGCUCACUAACGAGUUUGUGA